This is a messenger RNA of Panicum virgatum (switchgrass), 1782 nucleotides long. RefSeq lists its product as uncharacterized. NCBI's taxonomy places the organism in Eukaryota, Viridiplantae, Streptophyta, Magnoliopsida, Poales, Poaceae. The transcript is spliced from 3 exons. Gene Ontology annotation, cellular component: membrane. The coding region runs from base 88 to 1554 and encodes 488 amino acids. Gene Ontology annotation, molecular function: transmembrane transporter activity. Gene Ontology annotation, biological process: transmembrane transport. The record is from RefSeq and is a predicted model, not a curated record.
CAUCUAGUGCUACAAACUAAACCCUCAAAUCCCUUUCAAGUCGUUACGCCCGCCGGCACUCGGGACGCAAGAGUGUUUCUGGAGGAAAUGGGGAUCAGCGCGGCGCGGCAGCGGCGGCGGCGGCAGUGGACGCUGGCGCUGGUGACCGUGGCGGCGCUGCUGGAGCGCGCGGACGAGGCGCUGCUGCCGGCGGUGUACAGGGAGGUGGGCGCGGCGCUGGGGGCCUCGCCCACCGCGCUGGGCUCCCUCACGCUGUGCCGCGCGCUCGUGCAGGCCGUGUGCUACCCGCUCGCGACGUGCGCCGCCGCGCGCCACGACCGCGCGCGCGUCGUCGCCGCGGGCGCAUUCCUCUGGGCCGUGGCCACGCUGCUCGUCGGCGCCUCGGCCACAUUUCUCCAGAUGGCGUUGGCCAGGGGCUUCAACGGCGUCGGGCUGGCGCUCGUGGUGCCGGCGAUCUACUCCCUGGUGGCCGACUACAGCGACGACGCCACGCGUGGCUCGGCGUUCGGGUGGUUGGUGAUGGCACAGAGCAUGGGCCGUGUCGCGGGGAACUCCCUCGGCGUGCUGCUCGCGGCCACGAGCUUCCUCGGCGUCCCAGGCUGGCGGCUGGCGUUCUACGCCCUCGCGCUCGUCAGCGCCUCGCUCGCCUCCCUGACAUGGCUCCUCGGCGCGGACCCCCGCCCCAGCAGGACCAAGGCGACCGGCGCGGCCACGCUGGCCCGACUCGCCCGCGAGGCCAAGGACGUGGUGCGGGUGCCGACGUUCCAGAUCAUCGUGGCGCAGGGCGUGGCUGGGAGUGUCCCGUGGUCGGCUCUCGGCUUCGCCGCCAUGUGGCUGGAGCUCGUGGGGUUCACGCACUGGCAGACCAGUGCCAUCACCACCUUGAAUAGCCUCGCCAACGCGCUCGGCGCGCUGUUCGCGGGGUACGUCGGGGAUCCGCUGGCGCGGCGGUUCCCCAACACGGGGAGGAUCGCGCUGGCACAGGUGUGCACCGCGUCGACCGUCCCGCUCGCGGCCGUCCUGCUGCUCGCGCUCCCCGACGACCCCGCGGCGGGGGCUGCGUACGCCGCCGCCUUCUUCAUCCUGGGCUUCGUCAUGCCCUGGUGCCCUGCCACCACAAACUAUCCAAUUUUCGCGGAGAUCGUGCCGGAGAAGGCGAGGACGACGGUGUACGCCAUCGACAGGUGCCUCGAGUCGGUGUUCGCAUCGUUCGCGCCGCCGCUCGUGGGCAUCCUGGCGGAGCGCGUCUUCGGGUACCAGCCGGCCGCGUCCGGCACGAGCGUGGACGUCAACAGGGAGAACGCCGCCGCGCUGGGCAAGGCAGUGUUCGCGGAGGUCGCCGUGCCGAUCACCGUUUGCUGCCUCACGUACUCCGCGCUGUACUGGACCUACCCCGCGGACAGGCAGCGCGCACAGAUCGCCGCUCUGCAGGCGGCAGAGGAGGACCAGGACUACGACUGUGAAGCAAGUGCCGUUGCAAACGCUACUGCGGCAAAUGGCUUGAACCAGGCGCUACUACCACACGGGAGCAGAGUAGCAAAUUCUGCAGAGUAACGCAUGCCUCCAUGUAGAAUCACUUCAGGUUUCAGGAGUAUCUUCAUGGGACACUUCCAUUUCAAAUAUUGUAUGUAGAUACAGGGGAGGUUUUUUACUCCACAACAUCAUACAUGUACAUUCGCCUAAAAAAACAUCAUACAUGUAUGCUUGUAAAGAACUAGGAAGGUGUUCACGCAAAUAGCGCGGGUAGCUAGUUUAAUUUUCAAUCUUUAUAUUUUCUUUUUA